AUGGAAUACAAACAGGAAGUGAUGUCAGAUAUAGAUGGUACAUUGCAUUUGGAAGGACGCAGAGAAAAGACAAUGCAGGAAUUGGCAGCAGAUGAGGGUGAAGAUCUGAUGGAUAAAGUUGAGGUGAAAGAAGAAGAGAAGACUUAUCGUUCUAGGACCAGAAAAAAAAACUUCUCUCCAGAGGAGAAAGGCAUUAUCCUUGCUGCCAUGGAGGGGUACUUUGAUCGCCUCCAUGGGGCCCGUAGCAAGAACACCAGCAAGGGCAGAAGGGACGAGAUGCUUCAGAGGAUCACCGACCAGGUUAAUGCCGUGGGCAAUGAGGCGCGGAGGCCCAAACACAUAGCAAAGAAGAUCAACGAUCUUCGCAGGAGGGUGAAGGAUAAGAUGGCUCUUAUGGCGAGUCAUGCCAGGGGCACUGGUGGUGGACCUGCCUCUAGGGUUCGUCUGAUUCCUGACGAGGAGGUUGUUGCCCGCUGCCUUACCAGGGUGCAAGUGGAGGGAAUGCCGGGCUACGACUCGGUUCAGCCGCCCUUGAGGACAGGUCUUGAGGCAGUUAGACUUUAUCUUGACAGAGAUUCGGGCCUACAACUCAAACAGGUAGACUUUAUCAUGUUGAAGUUUGCGGCAGCCUCAAACUACUUCUGGUUUGAGAACAGUUUUUAUAAACAAAACACGGGGGUGGCAAUGGGGGCCAAAUAUGCCCCGAGUUUGGCUAAUUUGUUUAUGGCCAAAUGGGAGGAGGAUGUCAUCCACCUCGAGGAAACCCCCCAGAUAAUCCUCUGGGCGAGGUAUAUCGAUGACAUCCUCCUCCUGUGGGCAGGCGAGAGUUUGGAAUUGGUCAUGGUGGUGAAGGUGAUAUCAAAAUCCACAUAUGUAGCGAAAGUCACAAAAAUGCAGAUCGGGCUGCAAAACAAAGUGCUUUCCAAAUUCAUAAUUCCCUCUAAGGAUAUGGCAAUGCAAGAUGGCAUAAUAGCAGCUGAAAAAUCAAUGGUUUACCAUUCCGUGUGCAACAGUCAUUCAUAUAGAUCUUUGGACUGCACCAUGAAACUCCUCCCUCUUAUAUUUCAGGAUUCUGCUAAAGCCACUAAGAUGUCAUGUGGUCGUACAAAAGCUGAAGCCAUUGUAACAAACGUGCUGGCUCCUUACAGCUAUGCCUUUUUUAGUGUUGGAUCAGAUGGAUGUAACCAUGGACGCACCAAACUUUUCCCCUUAGUUCUGCAUUACUUUCAGCCCUCCAAAGAAGUUGUAACAAGCUUGUUGGAUUUUUAUGAAGCAAUCAAGAGAGUUUUAAAAAAAUUGGCCAGCUGUAAAAGCUUACUUCCAAAGCAUCGACCUCAGACUGUGAGGGACGGUGCCAUCCUUCCAACAGAUAAGAGGCUUUCUUGUACUGAGUGCGGGAAGUGUUUCCCUUUUAAAUCCAAACUUAAUAGACAUAAAAGAUCUCACACAGGAGAGAAGCCGUAUUCCUGUCCUGAGUGUGGGAAAUGUUUUUCAGUGAAGUUCAAUCUUUAUAAACAUCAGAUAUUGCACACAGGUGAAAAGUCAUAUUCCUGUUCUAAAUGUGGGAAAUGUUUUUCACAGGAGACAGAACUUGUCAUACAUCAGAGCUCCCACACUGGUAAGAAUCUACCUUCCUGUUCUGAGUGCGGGAAAUGUUUUGUUCGAAAAGCAGAACUUGAUAAACAUCAGAGAUCACACACGGCAGAAAAGCCAUUUUCAUGUACUGAAUGUGGAAAAUGUUUUUCACAGACGUCCAGUCUUUCCAGACAUCAGAGAUCUCACACGGGGGAGAAGCCGUUUUCCUGUUCUGAGUGUGGGAAAUGUUUUGUACUAAAAUCAGAGCUUGUUAGACAUGAGAGGUCUCACACGGGGGAAAAGCCGUAUACAUGUCUUGAGUGCGGGAAAUGUUUUUCCCUGAUGUACCAUCUUUACACACAUCAGAGAUCUCACACAGGGGAGAAGCCGUAUUCCUGUCCUGAGUGCGAGAAAAGUUUUUCACAAAAGUCCAAUCUUUAUAGACAUCAGAGAUCUCACACGGGGAAGAAGCCACUUUCCUGUUCUGAGUGUGGGAAAUGUUUUUCACAGAAGUCCACUCUUUCCAGACAUCAGAGAUCUCACACAGGUGAGAAGCCGUAUUCCUGUCCUGAGUGUGGGAAAUGUUUUUCAGUGAAGUCCAGUCUUUACACCCAUCAGAGAUCUCACACGGGGGAGAAACCGUAUUCCUGUUCUGAGUGCAGGAAAUGUUUUUCACAGAUUUCCAAUCUUUACAGACAUCAGAAAUCUCACACGGGGGAGAAGCCACUUUCCUGUGCCUAUUGUGGGAAGGGUUUCCAUUCUAAAUCCCAUCUUAAUGUGCAUAUAAGAUCUCAUACUGGAGAGAAGCCGUAUUCCUGUCCUGAGUGUGGAAAAUGUUUUUCACAGAAGUCCAGUCUUUCCAUACAUCAGAGAUCUCACACGGGCGAGAAGCCGUAUUCCUGUUCUGAGUGUGGGAAGUGUUUCCGUUUUAAACCUGAAUUUAUUGUACAUAAAAGAUCUCAUACAGGAGAGAAGCCAUAUUCCUGUCCUGAGUGCGGGAAAUGUUUUUCAAACAAGUCCAUUCUUUACAGACAUCAGAGAUCUCACACGGGGGAGAAGCCACAUUCCUGCCCCGAGUGUGGGAAAUGUUUUUUACGAAAGUCCCAUCUUUCCACACAUCAGAGAUCUCAAACGGGGGUGAAGCCAUAUUCCUGUCCUGAGUGUGGGAAAUGUUUUUCACAGAAUGCUGAUCUUUCCACACAUCAGAGAUCUCACACGGGAGAGCAGCCAUAUUCCUGUCCUGAGUGCGGGAAAUGUUUUUCACAGAAGUCCAGUCUUUACAGACAUCAGAGAUCUCACACAGGGGAAAAGCCGUAUUCCUGUCCUGAGUGCGGGAAAUGUUUUUCAGUGAAGUCCAAUCUUGACACACAUCAGAGAUCUCACACAGGAGAGAAGCCAUAUCCCUGUCCUGAGUGUGGGAAAUGUUUUUCACAGAAGUCUGAUCUUUCCACACAUCAGAGAUCUCACACGGGGCAGAAGCCAUAUUCCUGUCCUGAGUGUGGGAAAUGUUUUUCACGGAAGUAUCAUCUUUCCAUGCAUCAUAGAUCUCACACAGGUGAGAAGCCGUAUUCCUGUCCUGAGUGCAGGAAAUGUUUUUCAGAGAUGUCCCGUCUUUCCAGACAUCGGAGAUCUCACACGGGGAACAAGCCGUAUUCCUGUCCUGAGUGUGGGAAAUGUUAUACACAGACCUGCUGA
Messenger RNA from Rana temporaria (common frog), 3270 nucleotides. Its product is annotated as zinc finger protein 585A-like. Lineage: Eukaryota; Metazoa; Chordata; Amphibia; Anura; Ranidae. The record is from RefSeq and is a predicted model, not a curated record. The coding region runs from base 1 to 3270 and encodes 1089 amino acids. The transcript has 10 exons.